AUGAAACACGGGGGACUUUCCGUUAUUAUCGACGCCUGGCCAGCACAUCUGGCUAUCUUUGACAACAGCCCACCUGGCGCCGCCUAUCCGCACGAGCGCGGUAAACCCUACGGCCUCAUGCUCGCCUACUUUCGCUGGAAAAACGUAGCAAACGACAAGUUUUGGCUCGAAGCGCUCAAUGACGCCCUCGAUCGUAUCCGAGCUGUAGCUGAGAAAAGCGGGUCGACGUCGAAAAAGCCACCGUACUACAGCAACUUGUCAUUGGAGACGUUGUCAGUAGAGAGCAUCUACAGAGACAAUAUGACGUGGUUGAAGAAGGUGAAAGGGAAGUAUGAUCCUACCAAUGUCAUGGGACGGUGUGGAGGCCAUAAGAUCCCUCUCCCAGCCGAUCUUCCAACUGAGGAUAAAGACGGCGAUGAAGAUGAGGACGAUGAUAAAGACGAUGAUGUUAUACUUGAUGAUGACGAAGAUGAAGAUGAAAAUGCUCAGCUUUGA
This is a messenger RNA of Marasmius oreades (fairy-ring Marasmius), 495 nucleotides long. RefSeq lists its product as uncharacterized. The coding region runs from base 1 to 495 and encodes 164 amino acids. Lineage: Eukaryota; Fungi; Basidiomycota; Agaricomycetes; Agaricales; Marasmiaceae. The transcript has a single exon. The record is from RefSeq and is a predicted model, not a curated record. Gene Ontology annotation, molecular function: oxidoreductase activity; flavin adenine dinucleotide binding.